AUGGCACAAGCAUCCAUUGCGAUUAUAGCAGUAAUUGGUUUCUCAUUGAAAUCAUAUAUAAAUGGUAGAGUAAUAUUUAAAACAUAUCCAAUAAUACUAUUGUUAGGAUCAAUCAGAGCUGGAGUAAUGGCAUGGAGUUUGCAAAAAUAUAAAUAUCGUAUUGUAUGGACUUGUAAUAAUGGUGGGGUUCAAUGGUCGGAUCCUGACUCACCUGAUUAUACACCACCGUUACUUGAUUCUAAAAGAUUACCUCUUGGAUUUUGUAAAAGUGGUAUUGAUAAUUUUGUUGCAAUUUUCACUCUUUCCUUGUUAUUGGAUUUUGUAAUAAUGGUAAAGAUCAAUUAA
Messenger RNA from Entrophospora sp. SA101, 345 nucleotides. Lineage: Eukaryota; Fungi; Glomeromycota; Glomeromycetes; Entrophosporales; Entrophosporaceae. The record is from the annotation of a GenBank genome assembly.